Molecule: messenger RNA, 2476 nt
Organism: Cyphomyrmex costatus
Lineage: Eukaryota; Metazoa; Arthropoda; Insecta; Hymenoptera; Formicidae
Product: myb-like protein AA
Exons: 7
Coding region: 89-2284 (731 amino acids)
Source: RefSeq, a predicted model, not a curated record
UCGUCACGUGAUCCGCGUCCUUUCGCGUACGUCACACGUCGCGUGCGAUUUAAAUCCCGCUUGUCCCGUCGACCCGAAGACGAGAAAGAUGGGCAAGACGAGAGGCGUCCACGAGACAACCCCCGAAUUGAGGAAUCGGAUGGUGGGAAUGUACGAGGCCGGUCUGGGCCUUCGAGAGAUCGCCGCCGCGGUCAAUUGUUCGCAACGUACGGUGAAGAGAUGGCUGAAUAGAUUCGACAAGGAAGGCACGGUGGAGACACGGGAACGUUGCGGCCGCAAGAGAGCGACUACUGUAGAACAAGAUGAAGCAAUAAUUCGUUUGGCCACUCAAACGCCCAUAACGGCGGCAAAGGCAGUGCUUCCUGCAUUAGGUCUCACCUGUUCCGUGGAUACCGUGAGAGAAAGAUUGCACAAGGCUGGAAUCCACAACUGGAGCCCCUCGCGCAAAUACAUGCAAAGGAUUCCACUGGGUGAUGCAGACGGCGCAGCGAUUCAACAAGCGGUAUGGCGGCCGACCGGCACUCAAUUAGGCAAAAAGAAAAUUUCCAAAGACUCGAACAAGUCCGAAAAGAAUAAUGUUACAGUUAAAAAGAAGAAUCCAUCAAAAAAAGUAAGACCUCGAGAGGUGUACGUUGACGAUGGCGCACCGCCGGAAAGUCUGAAGCAGACUCAGAACACCGAACAACAACAGCAGCAACAACAACAGCAGCAGCAACAACAACAACAGCAGCAGCAACAACAACAACAGCAACAGCAAGAAUUUGUAUUUUCUCAACAAAACCUUCCUCCACUACCUUCCGCUCCUCAAGUUACCGAAAUGCAACCGUCUGUAUCCACGAGUCAAACGGAGUUUGGGAACGCGUUGAGUCUAGUGCAACAACCACAGCCCAUCUAUCAACAUCCAGGAUUGAGCAUGGUACAAAAUUGGCCGUUGGAUUUGGUGCAAGGAAGUCAUCAUUAUCCACAGGGACAACCAAAUCCCUUGCCUCAUGAGCAUCCACCACCGCCGACGCAACUGCAAGAGUUACACACACAGCAGGAACAGCAGCAUAUGCAGGCACAAGUACAGACGCGACUGCAAGAUCAAUCGCACCAGCAGAAUACUCAGUCUCAUCAUCACAAUCUUGAUCAACAACGACUGACCGUAGAGCAUCAAAUUCAGCAACAACAUCAGCACUUGCAGUCUGGCAGACCUAGUCCUGAACAGACGAACGAGAACGUAGGAUCGGACACGUGUAGUUCUAGCGAUUCAUUCGUCCUAAGAAUCAGUCGUUCCAAUAGCGAGUCGUCCUGCGAAUGUCAACAGAAUAAGAAAUCGUCGAAGAAAGGAAAGAAAUCAGGAACGGAACGGCAAAGGAAAACGAAGAAAGGCGGCAAAGCAAAGGGAACAUUAGAGACUAGCGUGGAGAUUAGGAAUCGUAUGAUCGGAAUGUCCGAAGCUGGACUGUCUACCUUGUCCAUUGCGCUGGCGAUCGAUAGAUCGGAACGUACUGUUAAAAGAUGGUUAGAACGUUGGCAUAAGGAAGGCAAUGUACAAACGAAGGAACGAAAGGGUCGACGUCGAAUUACUACCAAGGAACAGGACGAGGCCAUUAUCGCGAUGGCUACUCAGCAUCCUCUCACCGCCGCUAAAUAUGUAGCACCUGCGUUAGGUCUUAAGUGCAGCGUGGAUACAAUUAGAGAAAGGCUUCACAAAGCUGGGAUACAUAGCUGGAAGUUGGGCAAAAAGCAAGGCGAAGGCAAUGCAGUCCACACAGUCCAUUUGUGGCAACCAAGCGGCAAUCGUCCUAAUAAACCAAAAAUGCCGGGAGAAAAGAAAAAGAAGAGUAGCGAUAAAAAACGCAAUCCGAUAACAAAUAAUCAAAAACGUAUCGUGCGGAAGAAGAAGAGUAACGAGCCGCCGCCACCACCAAAAGCGAGUACACCUCCGGCAAACAUAAUACAGGAACAGCCUGCAUUACCGUUCCAUAAUCCCGGAAGCAUGGCAAAUUAUGUUUCGGGUCCUAACAUAAUGCAACCGGUGCAUAAUAUUGCCGCACCACCUCCCGCACUGCCGCAACCACAACCACCUCCGCCACCGCCAGCGCCGCAACUGAUGCAGCCGAUGGGCCCAAUAAUGCAACAGAGACCGGACUGCAGAUUAGCACCGAUAGUUCCACCCGUGUCGGGUCCGAGCAAUUCAGGCGUCGCCUAUCCAUCGUGCAUGGUCGGCGGCAGUAGUCACGCCAGUCACAUGGAGCAAACGGACCCUCUAAACUACGAACCAUAUAUUUGGAGUUUUUAAACACAUCAGUACGACAAUCUAUAUAUAACCGCAUAUAUAGGAUUGAAAAUUGAAAAGUUUAAUUGCAUUUGAACAAACUCCGUCAUUUAUUAGAGAUCCGCAAAAUUUCUAUGAAAAGGGUUCCGGCAAUUGAAAACAUUUGAGAAUCAGUGAUACAGAGAUUUUGUCAAUAUGGUUAAGAUAAGUAUUUAA